GAAUUAAUUUAUUUUUUUGCCUAUCAGUUGUGAGUUUGGUUUUUCUAAUAAGCGUCCGAAAUUGUACACCCUUGUAAAGUAAAUCGAAAUAAGAAGGAUGUCAUAAUGUCCGUGACUUUUCACACAGAUGUUGGGGACAUCAAAAUUGAAUUAUUCUGCGACGAUUGUCCAAAAGCAUGUGAAAAUUUUUUGGCCUUGUGUGCCAGUGACUACUACAAUGGCUGUGCAUUCAUACGCAACAUCAAAGGAUUUAUUGUACAAACCGGAGAUCCCACAAACACAGGAAAGAAUGGCCAGUCUAUAUGGGGCCACAAGUUUGAAGAUGAGUUCAAGGAUCAUUUGAAGCAUUCUGAUCGCGGAAUGUUGUCUAUGGCAAAUAAUGGUCCCAACGCAAAUGCCAGCCAGUUUUUCUUUACAUAUGCUGCCCAACCUAACUUGGACUUAAAAUAUACACUAUUUGGUCGAAUAAUAGAUGGAUUUGAUGCUUUAGAUGAAUUGGAAAAAUUACCAGUAAACCCCAAAACCUAUCGGCCUCAUGUAGAAAAGAAGAUUAAUGGUAUAACGAUACACGCUAAUCCUUUAGCCGGUUGAAUGAUUAUAUACAUAUGUAUAUAUGAUGAACGAGAAUGUCUUAAUGGAACAACAAUACAUACAUAUAUCUUUGACAAAUCACAUUGACAUUGUUAUUUUGUUCCAUAUGUUCAAUUUUUACGAGACUUUUUUAAAAAUAUAACUUUAAUAAUAACAAAAACAA
This is a messenger RNA of Stomoxys calcitrans (stable fly), 754 nucleotides long. Its product is annotated as peptidyl-prolyl cis-trans isomerase-like 3. Gene Ontology annotation, molecular function: peptidyl-prolyl cis-trans isomerase activity. NCBI's taxonomy places the organism in Eukaryota, Metazoa, Arthropoda, Insecta, Diptera, Muscidae. The coding region runs from base 106 to 591 and encodes 161 amino acids. The transcript has 3 exons. Gene Ontology annotation, biological process: protein peptidyl-prolyl isomerization. Gene Ontology annotation, cellular component: catalytic step 2 spliceosome. The record is from RefSeq and is a predicted model, not a curated record.